AUGUUACUCGCUUCACUUGCUUCACUGCUCCUCGCUACCCGCACCGUCGCCGGGUUGCCACAGCAAGUUACCGAGGGCCUAGUCGAGCAUGAGAGGGCAGCCUUGAUUCCAAGUUCCUGGAAGCGGAUCCGCUCUGCAACUGCCGACGAUGUCUUGACGCUGCGCAUCGCCGUCAAGAAUCAUCGCAAACUCGACCAAAGUCACAUUUUGGCGCGCAGCGAUCCCAACUCUCCUUCGUAUGGAAAGUACCUCAGCGCUGCAGAGCUGAACUCUCUCCUCGACGAGUCAACACCCUCCGGCGCACGCCAGGCCUCAUGGGACAGAGUCAAGCGCUGGGUUGGUCAGCAAAACGUCAAGGUUGUCGGAGAAAAUGCCCGCGGCAUCCAGAUUAGCCUUUCGGCCUCCGAAGCAGAAUCACUGUUCGGCACCAGCUUCUCCAUUUACAGCAAGGAUGGCGACAAUACCCCAGUUGCACGCACUGAGGCAUAUUCUUUGCCUGCCAGCAUCCGAAACGACGUUGAGUUUGUUUAUCCAACCAUUCAUUUCUUCCAAGGAGGAAGUCACCAUGAUCCUGCGUCAGAAUUGGAGCGCCGUCAGCGUGGGCUUCCCCAGGGACCAUUCGACUGCACCAAGUACAACUGCCCCGUGAACAUAUCGACCAAGUAUAAUAUAGAUUAUAUUCCAGAGUCAGCAUCAGCCAGCAAGCUUGCCGUCGCUGGCUUCCUCGAGCAAUACCCCAGCACCGAGAGUUGGAAAAGCUUCAUCUCAAAUUACAGCCUCAGCAAUUCGACCAACCAAGCCCCUUUCAACGUGGUGACCGUCAACGGGGGCAAGAACCCCGAUACCGUCAAGGAUGGCAUGCUGGAAGCACAGCUGGACCUGGAAUACACAACCUCCUUCACCGGACCGCUCAACGUCACCUACUACAUGGUGGGAGGCCGACCACCGACCCUGAAGCAGCCGGGGAACGUUACAGUCCCUGCAAACGAGAGCGACCAGGAGCCGUACCUCGAGUUCCUGGACUUCCUCCUGUCCCAGGACGACAUCCCGCAGGUCAUCUCCAUCUCCUAUACCGACGACGAGCAGUCCGUGCCUCGAAGCUACGCCGAUCAGGUCUGCGACCGCUUCGGCCAGCUGGCCGUGCGCGGCGUGUCCGUUCUGGUGGCCAGCGGCGAUGCCGGGACCCAGGGCACCCGCUUCAGCCAGUGUGUCGGCCCCGCCGGCGAGCCGCGCUUCAUCCCGACCUUCCCUGCCUCAUGCCCGUGGGUCACUACCGUCGGCGCCACCUCCUACUGGGGCGGCGUGGCCGGGUUCAGCUCGGGAGGUUUCUCCAACUACUACCCACGGCCCGACUGGCAAAACGCUGCGGUCGAGGCGUACCUGCCUCACACCGGCAUCCCCGAGAACCCGUACUAUGCCUGGAACAGCUCCGGGCGCGGCUACCCGGACGUCACGCUGCUCGGGACGGACUACCUUGUCACCAACGCCGGGUCCUCGCUGCCGGCCAAGGGGACGUCGGCCUCGACUCCGGUGGUCGCCAGCAUGAUUGCCUUGCUCAACGACAUCCGGUUGAGAAAAGGCAUGCCCGUGUUGGGGUUCCUAAACCCGCUGCUGUAUUCGAAUGAGGUGGCUCAGGGCGGCUUUACUGACAUAACAGAAGGCGUUGUCAAUGGCUGCUCUAGCGCGCAGGCCCAGCAGCCCGGAUUUACGGCCGCUGAUGGUUGGGAUGCGGCUUCAGGGUUGGGUGCACCGGAUUUCGCCAAGUUGAGGAAGCUCUUGACCUAA
Messenger RNA from Pyricularia grisea, 1785 nucleotides. RefSeq lists its product as uncharacterized. Gene Ontology annotation, molecular function: tripeptidyl-peptidase activity; serine-type endopeptidase activity. The record is from RefSeq and is a predicted model, not a curated record. The transcript has a single exon. Bases 1 to 1785 code for a protein of 594 amino acids. NCBI's taxonomy places the organism in Eukaryota, Fungi, Ascomycota, Sordariomycetes, Magnaporthales, Pyriculariaceae. Gene Ontology annotation, biological process: proteolysis.